This is a messenger RNA of Vitis riparia (riverbank grape), 585 nucleotides long. Its product is annotated as EP1-like glycoprotein 4. The record is from RefSeq and is a predicted model, not a curated record. The transcript has a single exon. The coding region runs from base 1 to 585 and encodes 194 amino acids. Lineage: Eukaryota; Viridiplantae; Streptophyta; Magnoliopsida; Vitales; Vitaceae.
AUGGGCAUCAAAUGGGUUUGGGGUUGUUUUCUUCCAUGUCUCACUCUUCUUGUCCGUGCUUUCCACCUUGUCAAUGGCCAAGAUGUCUAUUAUCCUGUAGCCAACCUAUCAUCGUCGUGGCCUAACAACCCCUCGCCUCAUCAUUAUGUCGAUUCUGAUGAUAGGACUGUGAUAAUGCCAAUCCUCCUUAGAAAAACUUCAACCGAUGCUAGUUUUGUAUGUGGCUUCUACUGCAAUUAUGACUGCAAUUAUUAUCUAUUUGCUGUGCUCAUGUUUCCCAAUUCGGCUAAUCAGACGAUACGCUUCCCAAAGGUAGUUUGGUCAGCUAAUCGCAAUAUUCCUGUUCAAGCUAAUGGAACCGUUCAACUGACCCAAGGGGGGGAUUUGAUCCUGAGAGAAGUCGAUGGAACUGUAGUCUGGUCCACCAACACAUCCGGCAAGUCUGUUGUGGGCUUAAACUUGACAGAGACAGGAAACCUCGUGCUGUUUGAUAGCAAUGACGCAUCUGUCUGGCAGUCUUUUGAUCACCCAACCGACAGUCUGGUUCCAGAGCAGAAUUUGCUUUUUGGACAGAAACUCAGCUAG